Molecule: messenger RNA, 722 nt
Organism: Staurois parvus
Lineage: Eukaryota; Metazoa; Chordata; Amphibia; Anura; Ranidae
Source: the annotation of a GenBank genome assembly
GCACCAAUACUGAUAUUAUCAGUGCAUCCCCAGUCCCCAGUCAUGAAUCGUGGACUGUUUAACCGCCUCCCGCCUGCCAUAUAAGGGGACAUGUACACUGAUCAUCAGGGCACUGAUGAUCAGUGUGCCCUGAUGACAAGUGUAGCCCCAGCAGUGCCACCUGUCAGUGUCCAUCAGUGCCAGCUGUCAGUGCUCAUCAGUGCCACCUACCAGUGCCACAUAUCAGUGCCUACCAGUGCACAUCAAUGCCACAUAUCAGUGCCCAUCUGAGCUGCCUUUCAGUGUUACCUCUCAGUGCCACCUAUCAAUGCCAGUCAGUGCAACCUAUCAGUGCCGCCAAUCAGUGCCAGUCAGUGCCGCCUAUCAGUGCCAGUCAGUGCCGCCUAUCAGUGCUGCCUAUCAGUGCCCGUCAGUGCUGCCUAUCAGUGCCACCUAACAGUGCCAGUAAGUGCCACCUAACAGUGCCAGUCAGUGCUGCCUAUCAGUGCCGCCUAUCAGUACCAUAUAUGAGUGCUACCUUUCAGUGCCCAUUAGUGAUGCCUGUCAAUGUCCAUCAGUGCCACCUACCAGUGCCUCCUCAUCAGUGGCCAUCACUGCAGCCUCAUUAGCGCACAUCAGUGAAGGAAAAAAAUCACUUAUUUACAAAAAUUUAUAACCAAAACUAAGAAAAAACUUUUUUUUUUUAAAUUUUCAGUGGUCUUUGGUUUGUUUAGCAAAAAUAA